Episyrphus balteatus (marmalade hoverfly) is the source of this 603-nucleotide messenger RNA. RefSeq lists its product as uncharacterized. The record is from RefSeq and is a predicted model, not a curated record. The transcript has 2 exons. NCBI's taxonomy places the organism in Eukaryota, Metazoa, Arthropoda, Insecta, Diptera, Syrphidae. The coding region runs from base 176 to 589 and encodes 137 amino acids.
AUAUUAUAUAGCUUUUUAUCAUACAUGUUUUUUUUUUUUAGUGUUGGAUAGAUCUUAAAUCUGCUGUAAAAAAAAAAUUAACCUGAAAAGAAACUUUUUGAAUAAAACAGGUGGAGGGAGCAUCAAAGAUGUUCCAAAUGACUUAAACGGUUUUGAGGAGCAAAUUUUGGGUGUGAUGGGAACCCAUGCAGUGCAUGGUGAUUCAACGGCUGUAGAAUCAGGCGUGGCUCCACUUGCUGAACCUAUGUUCUCCGUCGAGUUAUUAGAAGAUGACUUCUUAGAAGAUAUAACACUCGAUGAGAGUAACUUGGAGCCACCACCAAAAGUAUCUAAAGUUGAGCCAAGUAUCAAAACUUCUGAUCCAUCAAGUUCCUUAAAACCGAAGUCCACCGAAGCACCACCAUCAGCUCGAUUCAAGACUGGAAUUGAAACAGCAAAAGAGAUGCGUGGUGCAUUGGUAAAAGACAUCAAACAAAUACAUACAAAAAUCGACAACAUGGAAAAAAAAAUUGAAAUCAUUGAAAAGCAAAACAAUGAUUUGUUACAAAAAGUUGAUUUAUUAAUUAAUUUGUUCCGAACAGAUGUUUAAAUUAAAGAUUUAAG